AUGUACCCCCAGCCUUCGAGACCUGAGCCUUCUCAACUGUCCACGUUCAGACCCACUCGUGAUCUUAACAUUUUCGAGCUCUCUGAAGAUGAAGCCAGUGCAACAGGCUUGCAAAACGAGACUUCGGUGCUUUCCAUCGACCGGGAGGAGAUACUCGCGCUUCUAGGGACAUUCACUCUUACCGUUUUGAAGGGAUCUGUUUCUAUACUCGGCGUAACGUUGUCUGCCUCAAAGGUAGCUCACCAUGUGUUCGCCUCUCGUUCUUCUCCGAUUCCUAUCUUACAAUGCGCCUCAUCGGACGUAUCUGCCAACUUGAACAUAUAUCCCCUUCCUCCUCGCGUCAAACAUAAUCUUGGUGGAGCUGUAGUAGCGAUUCAAUCGCUCGAUACAGGCGUAGAAGGCCUCGGACAUGUAUGCCGCGUCUUUGAUGGUGUUUUUGAACCUUCUCGUUGGCAGCGGAGCUCGGCAGAGGUUAUACGGCCUGGCGUGAGCUUGAUGACGCACAGCAACAAGGACGUGCUGCCUUUCGUACUUCCAGAAUCAUGGAAUACUGCCCUCAGCGCUGCAGAGACGCCACCAUGUUCAGCGGAUCUCAUACCACUCCCGGUAUAUAUUGUCAAGGGUCCGAAGAAGUCUGGAAAGAGUACGUUUGCUCGGACGCUCUUGAACAGGCUUCUGGCGAGAUUUCAGCGCGUUGCAUAUCUUGAAUGCGACGUAGGGCAAUCCGAAUUUACACCUGGGGGUUUGGUCGCCCUAAAUGUAAUCGAUAACCCGGUAUUUGGCCCGCCCUUUACGCAUCCUAGUCUUCCAUACCGAGCGCAUUAUGUUGGAGCGACUUCACCACGGUGCAGUCCGGCACACUAUCUUGCAGCCAUUCAAGCGCUCCUCGAAACGUACAAACUCGAGAUUCAAACUUCCAUGCCCGAUGACGAGUCGAUUGACAUGCGGGUCACCGACGUUACGCCCCUGGUGGUUAAUACAAUGGGGUGGACGAAGGGUCUUGGUGCUGACCUGAAUGCCAAAAUCGAGGAACUUACCGAGGCUACUCACGUAUUUGAGAUCAUUGGUCCAGAAGAGAAAGGUUGGCCAGCCGCUCCGCCGACCUAUGACACUCUCCACAACCAGUCUGCGCCGAGCAAGGCGUUCCAGUAUACCCUCGAAGCAAUAUCACCAAAUUUAACAAAUGCGCAUUUUAAUGCCGUCGACCAGCGCAACUUGAACAUCUUGUCUUAUUUCCACGCUAUCUUUCCAUCUAUUACACCAGUAUCAUUCCCAUCUCCAUCCGCUCCACUUCAUCAAAUGACGGCAACCAAAUGGGAGACCUCUCAUCCUCUCUGCUCCCGGUAUCCGUAUGAGGUAGACUGGAGCCAGGCAUUUGACCAGGUCAUUUUAGUUGGUGCAGGAUACGAGGACGUGAUCCCCUCGGAGAUCUUCAACGUCUUAAACGGUGCGAUCGUCGGUCUUGUUGAAUGCGAGCCUGGAACCGAAGAUCCAGUAUAUCUGGACCCCUCUGGCGCCCAGCAAUUGCCAUACGUCCAAGCCAGGCAACCGCCUGCACCCUCAACAUCUACUUGCCAUGGCCUUGCCCUCAUUCGCGCUAUCUCGCCUAGUUCAUCGCACAUGCAUAUCCUCACCCCGGUUUCGCCCGUUGUCCUUGCGCGCUGUCGGGUGAUUGUUAAGGGCGAGCUGGAGCUGCCUAUCUGGGGAUUGCUUGACUUUACGGACGCAAAUGAAGGGGUCUCGGGUGUAGAGAAGGGCCGUGUGCCGUAUUUGCAAUGGGGUAAGAGCGAAGGCUUGGGCGGCGAGCGUAGGAGGGUGAGGAGAAAUCUCAUGCGAAAAGCCCAAAUGUGA
Molecule: messenger RNA, 1851 nt
Organism: Suillus bovinus
Lineage: Eukaryota; Fungi; Basidiomycota; Agaricomycetes; Boletales; Suillaceae
Product: Pre-mRNA cleavage complex II protein Clp1-domain-containing protein
Exons: 4
Coding region: 1-1851 (616 amino acids)
Biological process (GO): cleavage in ITS2 between 5.8S rRNA and LSU-rRNA of tricistronic rRNA transcript (SSU-rRNA, 5.8S rRNA, LSU-rRNA)
Cellular component (GO): nucleus
Molecular function (GO): polynucleotide 5'-hydroxyl-kinase activity
Source: RefSeq, a predicted model, not a curated record